AAUUUGACGUCACGACAGUUUAAAUGAUAAUAAUGAUAACAUCGUUGAUGGAAUCUUUUUCGGUGUUUCUGUUUUCAGAUUUUGCAAGCGCCGGAAUAAUCGUAAAUUUAAUGAAAUCUAAUGGAUUCUGAUGAAGAUGAUGCUUUACCACCUGGUUGGGAAGAACGAGCCGCAGUCGACGGGAAUAUUUAUUACGUGAACCAUGUAUCGAAAUCAACGCAAUGGAUUCAUCCUGUGUCGAAAAGAAGAAAAAUGGUUCCUUCGAAACUGCCUUAUGGUUGGACAAAAAUCGUAGAAUCUGAUGGCAAAAUCAUGUAUAGCGAAGAGUCUACCAAUAUUCAUACGUACACUGAUCCUAGGCUGGCUUUUGCUUAUGAGCUAAAAGAUACUGAAAGUUUCUCUUAUAAAUAUGACGGAUUUUCGUGCGCUCUCGAUGUACUUCAUGGCUUGGAUUUAUCGUCGAAGGUGGCCAUCGUUAGUGGAGCUAAUUCUGGAAUAGGUUUUGAAACUGCGGCAUCUUUAGCGCAACAUGGUUGUAACGUUGUGUUUGCAUGCCGAUCAGAAGAUGACGCGGUGAAAGCAAUUUCCAAAGUAAAGAAUUCCAAAAUUAGAGCCAAAUGUAUACCUAUGAAACUCGAUUUGUCAUCUUUAAAUUCUGUUGAAAAAUUCAGCGAUGAAUUUAAUAAGUUAUAUAAGAAUGUUGAUAUUUUGAUCUUGAAUGCCGGUGUUUUCUGUCUCCCUUAUUCAAUUACAAAAGAUGGAUAUGAAAGUACAUUCCAGAUAUGUUACCUGAGUCAUUUUCAUCUAGUGAAACUUUUAAAAAAUAGUAUUUUGUCGGCUUAUAGUCCACGUAUAGUUGUCGUUUCAUCGGAAUCUCACAGGUUUUCAAAUUUAUGCUCCGAAACUUUGGACAGUACAUUGUAUUCACCUAAAAGAGAAGACUAUUGGAGUUUGAUGGCGUACAAUAAUGCUAAAUUAUGUAAUAUGUUAUUUGUGAGCGAACUUCAUCAACAGCUGUAUUCGAAAGGUGUCAACGUUUAUGCUGUCCAUCCUGGCAAUUUAGUUCGUUCGCGUUUAAGCAGAUAUCGUUGGAUUUAUGAAAUAAUUUUUCUCUUAUGUUCCCCUUUCACCAAAUCUUUGCAACAAGCUGCGAGUACUUCAGUCUUCUGUUCAACUUCGCCAUCGCUGAACAAAAUGUCUGGACUGUAUUUUAAUAAUUGUCAGAUAUGUGACCCUAGUGAUAAAGCUAAAGAUCGUCAACUUGCGCAGCAAUUAUGGGUUUUAUCGGAAAAUUUAUUAAGAACAUGUUCGUCAAAAAAUGAAUAGAUUUUGAAUACCUACAUUCUUUCUUGAAAUGGAUUUAAUAAAAGUUGUACUAUCGGUGAUUUAAA
This is a messenger RNA of Planococcus citri (citrus mealybug), 1391 nucleotides long. RefSeq names its product WW domain-containing oxidoreductase (gene Wwox). The transcript has 7 exons. Bases 121 to 1326 code for a protein of 401 amino acids. Lineage: Eukaryota; Metazoa; Arthropoda; Insecta; Hemiptera; Pseudococcidae. The record is from RefSeq and is a predicted model, not a curated record. Gene Ontology annotation, molecular function: protein binding.